GCGCCCCCGGCCAGGAUGCUGCGGUUCCUGCGCCGGACCUUUGGCCGCCGCUCCAUGCAGCGCUACGCGCGGGGCGCGGCGGGGCGCGGGGCCGCCGGGCUGGGGGACGAGCGCGACGGGGGGCCGCGAGGGGGCCCGGCCGCCGCCGCCAGCUCCUCGGUGCUGCCCGCCGCGCCUGGGGGCAGCGUGUUCCCGGCCGGCGGCGGGCCCCUGCUCACCGGCGGCGCGGCUGUGCACAUCUCCGCCUCCGGAGCGGCCAAGGCCACUCUCUACUGCCGGGUCUUCCUGCUCGACGGAACCGAAGUGAGCGUGGACCUGCCGAAACAUGCCAAAGGCCAGGAUUUGUUCGACCAGAUUGUGUACCACUUGGACCUGGUGGAAACAGAUUAUUUUGGUCUGCAGUUCCUCGACUCCGCCCAGGUCACGCACUGGCUGGACCAUUCAAAACCCAUAAAGAAACAGAUGAAAGUUGGACCUGCCUAUGCUUUGCACUUUCGAGUCAAAUACUAUUCUUCAGAACCAAACAACCUUCGAGAGGAAUUUACAAGGUACCUGUUUGUUCUACAACUCAGGCAUGACAUUCUUUCUGGAAAACUGAAGUGCCCCUACGAAACGGCCGUGGAACUAGCUGCUCUCUGUCUGCAAGCGGAGCUGGGGGAGUGCGAGCUCCCAGAGCACACGCCGGAGCUCGUGUCUGAGUUUCGGUUCAUCCCAAAUCAGACAGAAGCCAUGGAGUUCGAUAUCUUCCAGAGGUGGAAAGAGUACAGGGGAAAGAGCCCUGCCCAGGCGGAACUCUCCUAUCUCAACAAAGCGAAGUGGCUGGAAAUGUAUGGGGUGGACAUGCAUGUCGUCAGGGGAAGAGAUGGCUGUGAAUAUUCUCUUGGACUGACCCCGACAGGCAUAUUAAUCUUUGAAGGAGCUAACAAAAUAGGCUUAUUCUUUUGGCCUAAGAUCACCAAAAUGGACUUUAAAAAGAGCAAGCUGACCCUCAUAGUAGUGGAGGAUGAUGACCAGGGGCGCGAGCAGGAGCACACCUUCGUGUUCAGGCUGGACAGUGCGCGCACCUGCAAACACCUGUGGAAGUGCGCCGUGGAGCACCACGCCUUCUUCCGACUGCGCGCACCCAGCAACAGCAAGUCCGCGCGAUCGGACUUCAUCCGGCUAGGUUCCCGAUUCCGGUUCAGCGGGCGAACAGAGUACCAAGCUACACACGGCUCCAGAUUGCGAAGGACCAGCACCUUCGAGAGGAAGCCGAGCAAACGCUACCCAUCCCGGCGACAUUCCACCUUCAAAGCAAGCAACCCGGUGAUUGCUGCUCAGCUCUGCUCUAAAACAAAUCCCGACGUCCAUAAUUACCAGCCUCAGAACCAUCCUAACGUUCACCCCAGCCAGCCCCGGUGGCGCCCUCACUCUCCAAACGUCAGUAACCAGCCCAUCUGCAAACAAAACAGGCCAUCUUUUCAGGAUGACAGGCCACUCUGGAAAGCGCCAGCCAGUGGAGAUGACGGCCACUUUGACUAUGUCCACGACCAGAACCAGAGGAACUUAGGAGGGGCCUACAGUGUCACGUACCGGGACAAACUCAUGACAGCACUUUGAGAGACUUGACACGCCUUACUUCCAGUCACCACCACGGUGUCACCGCAUUCAGUGAGAAGCAUCCUGGUGUCACACGGAUGUGCUUGCCCAAGGGUCGUUAACAGCGCUCUUAGCGUCCGUGUCAGCAUUUGGAGAUGACUGACGUAGAUAGUGGACUGCAUUCUCAAUGAAAUGAAGGUAGCUAAAGGCUCAGGAAUCAUUUUGACAUUCUGAUUUUAAGACUGAAGUGAAAGUUUCUGUCAUUUAUGCUAUAUGUACCUGAUAAUCUUGUCUAACCAGUGGGGCCACAAAACAAACCAACAAACAGAAAGUUCGGGGAAGUAGCUUGUCACAUAGUCCCGUUGUAGGUUUGGAGAUUGCCUGGGUCCCGGCCUCCAUUGCAGUGUGGCCCUGGCUAGGUUAUUCCCCUUUCUUUGGUUUCAUUUCCUUCCUGAAAAUAAUGGACUGGACUAAGGGAUCUCCAAGGUCCUCUCUAUUCUGUGAUUGGUUAAAAUUUAACUUCUCAUCUGCGCUGAAAACAUGCAUUCAGACUAACUUCCCAUAAAGGCAACCGUAAUAACCCCUUCUGUAACAAAAGCUCAAUAAAGAUUAUAGGAACUCAUCAGAUACGAUGUCUAUAACAGGGAGACUUGGAAAUUUACACUUUUUCAGUGGGUUUGAGCCUAGGUGCUAACCAGCAGCUGCAUGGCACAUUUCACCAGAGUUGACUUCUCAAACGUAAGUGUGAUCUGCCAUGCCGUAAUGAUUGGUGCCGCUAAGCUGUGUGAUUUCAGAAGACAUCGCUGUGACUACUGUCAGGGUUGAGGCUGCGUUUCACUGAGAUUUAACUUCUUCGAGAAGCAGCGUGUGGUCACGAUGAAGUGAGGGUAAUACUCAUGAGAGCCUGCCAGGUUUCUGGAGGCUGUGCCAAAGCCUUCGUUGCACAGAGGGAUGCAUGUGGCCCCUCCCUUUCUGUAGAAGCCCAAAGCAACGUGUUGUCUUUUAGGGUGAAACUUGUACCAAAAUAUUUAUUUACGCCAUUUCAAGUCAUGCACCAAACCUCUUUUUUCUUAAUAGGCAGCCCCAGGAUGCUCUUUCAUUUGUGUUUUUUUUUUGUUUGUUUGUUUGCAAUUCAGUUAAUUUUGUGUCACUUGGAUAUGUGUGAUUAUAAAUCUGGUUCCUUUUAAACCCUUGGACAUGUGUUAACAUCUUCUCUUGCUAAAAAUCUGGCCUUUUUGGUUCUGCAAAAGUCUCUUGAGGAAGGAGUCCUCUGCACGCUUGCACAGGGGAGUGGACCGCCUUCUCAUCAACGCCCCCAGAUGCUUGUUUACGGGUGUGUUCCGAUCCCCAGGGUAUGUGCUGCAUCUGAAUAAAUGUGUUCUGGUCUCUUCA
Messenger RNA from Mesocricetus auratus (golden hamster), 2970 nucleotides. RefSeq names its product erythrocyte membrane protein band 4.1 like 4B (gene Epb41l4b). Gene Ontology annotation, molecular function: cytoskeletal protein binding. Lineage: Eukaryota; Metazoa; Chordata; Mammalia; Rodentia; Cricetidae. Gene Ontology annotation, cellular component: cytoskeleton. The transcript is spliced from 16 exons. The record is from RefSeq and is a predicted model, not a curated record. The coding region runs from base 16 to 1599 and encodes 527 amino acids.